AUGCUGGCACGAAUCCCAUCCCUCGUCGCGCUCACCAUCAUUCUUCUAUCAUAUGCGACUUCAACUAUCUCCGUCGCGGUCGUUCGGCGGCAUCACGCAGAGGACGGCGUUGAUGCGUUUACUCCCGCCGAACUAGUACAUCCUCGAACUGAUGACGAGAGCCACUUGGUUGUACUCGAAGGGCGCCGCAAUGCUCUGGCAAGAGUCGCCGUCAACGGAAUCAAGGCUAUAAUACGCAAAGUACAGCGCACACUGGACGAAGACAAGGACGCCCGUGGAAAGUUUACAUACAACCUUGUUUCGGAGAUGCAACAGCAGUACCCUGGAUUCAAUUGGGUUGUCUGCCAUACGAAGCACGAGACCAAGUUCGAUGGAGAGAAAGGGAAAGAGUGGGAUCACAGACACCAGGAGUUUGAUAUCAAACUCGGUGGCACUGUCGGAUUUGAGAUUUAUAACCUGAAAUCUGGGGAGUUCAUUCGCCAGGGAGACGGUGGAUUCCUUAAUUGGGCAUAUAUUGGCAAUGUCGCUAGCAAGAGUGGAGAUGGCAAGGUCAUCAAGUUUUUGAGCCCUUGA
Messenger RNA from Pleurotus ostreatus (oyster mushroom), 573 nucleotides. RefSeq lists its product as uncharacterized. The coding region runs from base 1 to 573 and encodes 190 amino acids. The transcript is spliced from 4 exons. NCBI's taxonomy places the organism in Eukaryota, Fungi, Basidiomycota, Agaricomycetes, Agaricales, Pleurotaceae. The record is from RefSeq and is a predicted model, not a curated record.